Effrenium voratum is the source of this 1096-nucleotide messenger RNA. The record is from the annotation of a GenBank genome assembly. NCBI's taxonomy places the organism in Eukaryota, Dinophyceae, Suessiales, Symbiodiniaceae.
UCAAGCUGUUUCGGCUCCUAGAAGCCCUAGUUUUGGAGUUUUGAGUCUUGGGUUCUUGAGGCUCCGGCAAGGAUGCGGCUGUCGCUCUGCACAGCCUUCCUGGCCGUGCCGGCAGCCCUCCUGGCCGUGGUUUUGCAAGAUCCAAAGGGGAUCUUGGGCCAUACGCUCGGGCGGCCAGUGGAGAUCGCGGUGAACCUGGCGAAGAUUGGUCCCUAUAUCGUCUUCGGCCUGUCGUCGACCCAGGUCCACCCGCAGCUAGCAGCCCUGGACUAUGUGAUCGACGGCAUAGAAAACGUGUCUGAGGAGCUCAGGCUUGACAAGGCCAUUGACCUGGUGGACGACUUCGGCUGGAAUCGCGGGUUCCUCAUCAAUGUGGGGGACGUGAAGGGCCGGAUCGUGGACAGCGCCCUGCUGGAGCGCAUGAAGCGCAGCGAGCCCAAGCUGGUGGUGGAGUUCGGCACCUUCCUGGGCUACGGUACUCUUCGCCUUGCACGGGUGCUGAAAAAUAGCAAGGCCGAGCUGAUGACUGUAGACCCCGACGUGCUGGCGCACAGCGUCUCCAGCAGCCUGUACGAGAAGGCCGGGGUCAGAGAUCGCAUCGUGAUGAAGAAGGACUUCUCCAGCAACGUCCUAAGGGAGCUGCACAGGGAAGGCAGGCAGAUCGACUUCCUCUUCAUCGACCACGUAAAGAAGUUGUACUUGUCGGACCUGAAGCUGGCACUGGAACUGAAGCUCUUAGCCAAGGACUGCGUGGUGGUCGGGGACAACAUCCUCUGGCCGGGCGCGCCUGACUACAAGGAGUUCAUGCUCCAGGGUCCCGGCGCCAAGCUGUUUGAGACCCAGGUGCAUCAAACCCAUGUGGAGUACUGGCCAGAGUUCCCGGACAUCGUCACGGUCAGCCGUUUCCUGGGAUGAGGUUGGCUCUCGAAGUGGCGCUGUGUAGCCGGACGGCGUGGCGCUUUGCAGGACAAGCGUGCCGAGUGCCGCCAACGUGAGCUUAUUGUAUGCUGAGAGGCACGGGGUAGAUUUCCCUCUCAAAUUAACAUGGUUGAGGACUUGAUUGCUCCGUCAAAGGGCAGCGCCCAGCCACAGAACA